AUGGCAUUUGCCCAACAACACCGUCCCCGAACCUCUCGACAAUUGCAUGCACCUGAGCCCGCUGCGGCUGUCGCAACUAGCUCACAGCAGCUAAAGCGACGCCUCGAAGAGUCAGAAGAAUGGGUCCUCUUCUCGCCAACUGCACCUUCCACGGCCGCUCGCACACACACAACCUCGACUGAACGCACGCCCCGGACAGCUGGCGUGUCACGCUUCAGUGAGUUUGGCUCGCUCGAUACAGCAGCGCGCUCAGAUCAAGAUGACGACAACGGCACAUUCCUCGGAACAGAAGAGGAGCUGGACAGCCUAGACGACGGUCUUCAUGCCUUCCACGAGCCCUCUGAACAUGCUCUGUCCACCAGCAGAUUACAAGAGAGCGGCGACACAGUGCUGCCGAACCACGAUGGACUGGGAUCCUUUCAGCCAGACGCUACCAUGCAGGAGCACAUGUGGCAGUUCGAGCGCUCUUCACGCAGACGCGCUGCGAGACGGCGGUCGAGUGUGCAGCGACACUUCACCAUUCUCGAUGAUACAGACGAAGUCACUGAAGAGCAAGAACGACGGCAGCGUAUUGAGAGGUGGCGGUUGGAGCAGAGCAAAGCUGUACUUGAGGAGAUUGAGAGGGAAACAAGAAGACGACGGCGCAUGAGUAUGGCUGCAUCUACCCGCAGUCAGAGAGAGACUGCACGGCAAGACACCACGAGUUCUGUGAGCUCAAUCGCCCGGACUGUUACGAGUGAACAGAGCGAAGGGUCAGAUGAGGGCACAGAGAACAUGUCGUUCUGGCAGCGACUCACGACACGCGUCAUUCGCGAUCUCAUCGGUCUUGACAACGACACGCUUUCCGUUAUCUUUGGUGAGAGUCUUCCCGAGGAAGCCAUGACACCAAAAGGGGCCUCUCCAACGAUUUCACCGGCAGAUCGAGUGUUACAAGACGCGGUUGCAGAUGUGUCAGCAUACCCUGAAGAGGACUGGCAGACACGAGUCCUCGAGCGCGUAGCACAAGAACUUGGGGUCCUAGUACACCAACUCUCCGAGCACCCAGGUGCAUUCUCCACGUACCAGCGCGCCCAGACAACUCCUGAGUAUGCAGGUUUAUCACCAAAUGUUGCAACCAAUCUCGCAUCCUCAGGCCCGACUAGCUCGCAGCCCUUCACCCCCUCACCCGCUUCGGUACAAUUCGCGGCAACAUUCCCAACCCAACAGACGUCGCACACGUAUAGCGAGGCCUCGUUAUGGGGUAUCGAAGAAGAGCCCGAUGAAAUCGACGCAAUGGACACAUCCCACCCAGACCCCGCUGCUGCAGCGCGAGCUGCCACAGAGGAUGCCGCCCGAGAGCGAGAAUACUGGGAGCGCGACCUUGAUGUCAAGAUGAUCUUCAACUUUCUCGUGAAGCGCUUCACAUCCCGCCGCUCCAGUACCCCGACACCCACAAGACGAGUCUCUGCCUCCACAUGUGCCACCGACGAGGGCACGUCCGCGCGUCGAGCGGCUAUGAUCCGCCAAAAUCACCCUUUGGUCAGCAGGACGACGGAGAGAGGGCUCCCGACGUCGUCCUCUGGGCAGUCCAGGGAGGCGAAACGCAGGGAGUCGGGUACGAUGUAUCGCACGCACUAUAAUCCCCAGGCUGGUCUGAGGCAGAAGACGCUGAGGAGCAGCUCUAGCUGUGCGAGUCAGAGCACGAAGAAGAGUAAGAGGAGCGGGAGUAGUCAGAGGAAUUACUGGGAUUUGGGAGGUAGUGUAGGGAGCGGGAGUGUGCUCGCUGGUGAGGUUUAG
Molecule: messenger RNA, 1776 nt
Organism: Macroventuria anomochaeta
Lineage: Eukaryota; Fungi; Ascomycota; Dothideomycetes; Pleosporales; Didymellaceae
Exons: 1
Coding region: 1-1776 (591 amino acids)
Source: RefSeq, a predicted model, not a curated record